Molecule: messenger RNA, 1567 nt
Organism: Drosophila busckii
Lineage: Eukaryota; Metazoa; Arthropoda; Insecta; Diptera; Drosophilidae
Product: hexokinase type 2
Exons: 1
Coding region: 20-1504 (494 amino acids)
Biological process (GO): glucose 6-phosphate metabolic process; intracellular glucose homeostasis; glycolytic process
Cellular component (GO): mitochondrion; cytosol
Molecular function (GO): mannokinase activity; glucokinase activity; D-glucose binding
Source: RefSeq, a predicted model, not a curated record
UCAAUCAAAGCAAACAAAUAUGUUGGCAACAAAAUUUCUACAAUUCUCCGCUCACUUUCAAAACAAAAGUAUUGCUAAAUUUCAAGUUCAGCGCCGCCAGCACAGUGCACGCAUAUUGCGCGGCCAGCGUCCGCAUCCCAAGACCCAAUUCCAGGAAGCCUACGAGCUAUGUGCCAAACUGCAGCUAAGCAAUGCCACGCUGCAUGAGUUGGUCAAGCGCACCACUGGCGAACUCAAGCGCGGCCUAGACCAGCAGCAACAUGCGCAGGCCAGCGUCAAGUGCUAUCCAACGCAUGUGCAGCAGCUGCCGACGGGUCAGGAGCAGGGCAAAUUUCUGGCCGUCGAUUUGGCUGGCAGUGAUUUUCGUGUGCUGCUGUUCAAGCUGAGCGGCAAGCGACAAAUGCAAAUCGCUUCGCGUAAAUGCAGCAUCAGCAAGCAACUGCGCAGCGGCUGUGGUGAGGAGCUGUUUGAUUAUGUGGCCCGCUGCUUGGCCAAGUUCUGCAAGCGGCAUCAGGUGGCCAAGGAUAUACUGCCGCUGGGCUUUGCCUUCAACUUUGCGUACGAGCAGCAGGCGCUGGAUCGCGGCGUGCUUAGCAGCUGGUCCAAGGGCUUUGAUUGCAACGAUGUAGUGGGUCAGGAUGUAGUGCAACUGCUGCAGGCAGCGCUCAAUCGACGCGAGGAUCUGUUAGUGCAAGUGGUUGCAGUGCUAAAUGCUGCAACGGGCACGCUGCUCGCCUGCGCCUUUAAGCAGCCAGCCUGUCGCAUUGGGCUCAUCGUGGGCGACAGCACCAAUGCCUGCUAUGUGGAGCAGUCGAAGAAUGUGCAAAUGUUUGAGAACAAAAACUCGCUCAAGUGCCACAUGUUAAUCAAUACAGAGUGGGGCGCCAUGGGCGAAGACGGCGCCUUGGAGUUUAUGCUCACACCCUUUGAUCUAAUGCUGGACAAGCUGUCGGCAGAGCCAGGCAAACGCAUCUUUGAAAAGUGCAUCUCUAGCUGCUAUUUGGGCGAACUUGUGCGUCUUAUACUGCUGGAGCUCAUUUGCCAGGGCAGCAUAUUUCGCACCCAAAGCUGCGAACGGCUGCAACUAAAAAAUCAAUUCGACUGCGGCUUCAUCUGCGACAUUGAAUCCGAUGCAGUUGGCUCCUAUGUUCAUUGCAAACAAGUGCUGGCGGAGCUGGGCAUACUCAAGCCAAGCGUCAAGGACAUGGCAUGCGUGCGUUAUAUUUGCGAAGCGGUCUCCACGCGCUCCGCUAAGCUCGUCGCCUGCGGCAUUGUCGCUUUGAUCAACAAGAUGCAGCUGCAGCAUGUUGUCGUUGCCAUCGAUGGUUCACUGUAUCGCUGUCAUCCGCGCUAUCACACGCUGUUGCUGCAUAACGUGGCCAACUUGCUGCAUCCCAGCAUUAGAUUUAAUAUUGUGCAUACCAAGGAUGGCGCAGGCGUGGGUGCCGCUUUGCUAGCUGCACUGGCUGCGGAGUCUAAUCCGCCCGAAAAAUGCUCAAGUUAAUUUUUAUAAAAGUCCAAAUUUUAAAGCUCUUUUACUUUAAUAACAAUUAUUAGGCUUUUGAUA